Styela clava is the source of this 694-nucleotide messenger RNA. RefSeq names its product cdc42 homolog. Gene Ontology annotation, biological process: small GTPase-mediated signal transduction. Gene Ontology annotation, molecular function: GTP binding; GTPase activity. The record is from RefSeq and is a predicted model, not a curated record. NCBI's taxonomy places the organism in Eukaryota, Metazoa, Chordata, Ascidiacea, Stolidobranchia, Styelidae.
UUGUUAGUACGAUCGUACAUAGAUCGUGGAAGCACAUCAUGUCAUAUUCCGGAAGGUCUGUUAAAUGCGUGGUAAUGGGCGACCAUGCAUCUGGGCAGGCAAGCUUAGUCUACAAAUUUGCUGAAGGAACGUUUCCAAUUGACACUCAAAUGACUUUACGGCACUACAAAGUUGACAUGAUGAAGAGCGGUAGAGUCUACUCCGUGGAACUUUACCCAAUACACGAAGAACUCGAUGAAUGGCUUCGCGCUCUGAGUUAUCCAGAAACUCACGUUGUCUUGAUUUGCUUCGAUGUUAAUUCACAACAGAGCUAUCUCGAUGCCAAAACAAAGUGGGUUGAAGAAGUCAAAAAGUAUUGUCCUGGAGUUCCUUUCCUAUUGGUUGGCACAAAAAUUGAUUUGAGAGAUGAAGUAACCUACGAUCAGGUAAAAAUCGACAGUGCACGACCGAUUUUUCGUGCUCAAGGAAUCAAGACCGCAAGUGUUAUUGGGGCAGUAACUUACGUUGAAACUUCGGCUCUACGUGGUACAGGAGUGCAAAAUGCGUUUAGAAUAGCAUUAAACGCUGCAGUGGGAGACGAAAAAAGAACUCGAGGUAUAUUUGGACCUCCGUUUGGAGCGACUUCAAAAGGCUUCACAUGUCCGUUUCUUUAGAGAUUUGAAUUAAAUAUAGGAUGGUCGCUCGAAAAGCAGAA